AACGACCAUUGCAGUCUGCGUUAUGACAAAUCAUGAAAAGUCAAAAAGCGAAAUAAGCCGAGAGUUCGAAUUUGUACUAAAAGCAGCAAUAGCAUCGAAUUACUCGCACGGCGAUGGCAUCUCGAGCGAAAUCACACAAAAUAUCUGUAAUGUGGUUGAGGCAAUGUUCAUACAUGGAUUGAGAGAUCCAUUUUUCGUUAAGGGCUCGAGAUAUGCAAAAUAUCCGGAACCGAACUUCUGGCCUUUUGUCUCAAAGUACACUCACAAAAGUAUCACCACCGAAAUCAAGUCCUUGAAUCAGAUACGUUCAGAAAUUGGCCGAGGAAGAGCAUGGAUUCGGAUAGUUCUGAAUCAGAAUACGUUGGAGCAUUAUCUUCAAUUGCUUCUUCGCGAAACAAAAGCCUUAAAUCAAUUCUAUGGUGAGAAUGCAUUCCUGAGAGACUCAGAAGUUAUGGACAAAGUGGUUGAACUAUCUAAAGGCCUUGGGUCGCUCCCUAUCAAGGCACCUGUCAACAGUUCAUUAUUGAACACUUGGACGCCAUCGCCACUGAUAUUGGCCGGCUUGGUCAAUGGAAGAGCGCUGAAAGUAGGGGUUCUUACGCCGAGACAACGAUCAGCAUCGCUUCGUGAGCCAACUGAGAUAGGAUUACCAGCUCUCGAUUUUCUUGAGGACAGGACUCCUAUAAAAGUGAGCCGCUCUGAGAGACGAAUGGAACGAAAAGUGGUCUUGAGUGAUGAUGAUGCAUCAUCAGUAUACUCACAUCCGUCUAUGUUAGAUAGAUCGGAAAUUCCUGAACGAGUUGUUUUUACAUCGACACCAAUUGGUGAAAGUUUUGGAGAAGGUCCUCCUCAGAAUGUUGCGCCACUGAUUGUGUCUCGUCGAACUCGACGGCCCCGCAAAUCUUCUCGAAGUAGUAGCGAAUCUAAUUCAAGAGAGUCGCGUUCGCAAAGCGAAUCAGCAAGCACUAUGCAUGAUGGAGCAGUUGAGCUGGGUACGUCUGCCGGCUCUUAUACUCGUACCAAGCAGUCGGAGACGUUAGACAGCGGAAUAGAAUCAGAGCAUAGGGAAAACGUUCUUGAUAGUGUGAGCACAGUUUCUGAUGGCAAGGAAAAUGAGCCAGUCCACGAUGAGCCUAUUAAUACCGAUAGUAUAGAAAAAGCCGUGGAUGCGAAAGAAGAGCUGGAGUCUGCGGCCCCACCUGAAGUUGAACAUAUCAUCACACUACCUGAACGUCCUCGGUACUUCAACGUCAAGGAGAUGAGCCCGGAACCGGAAAUAGAAACACAGCUACCAGAAGCAAUUCGUGAAGUGCUGGAUCAGAGUCAUGACGACAUCUUCAGCAAUGGCGAACAUGACCAGGAACAGGAUGUAGAUGUGCUGAUCCGUGCUAGAGAUUUGGAAUAUCGGGCGGAUCCAAAUAUAGGAACAUCUUUACAUGAUGAGUUAUUCCAUGCAGAUGUCGCUCCUAGUAGUAAUAGCUUGUUGAAUAGAAGCUGGAAAAAGCCGAAGACAAGCUUGCCCGAUUUGGAUCGAUGUGGAAGCUCAAUGCUGUCCUCGUCUUCCUCUCCCGAAUUUAGUCCCUAUAUUGUCAGCUUUGACCAAGCCUUAAGGACUGCUUUAGUCGCUAACGGAUCGAACGAAAAGCUUGAUGAAGUUUUUGAUGAGUCUCAAGGCAUGCUUGAAAAUACUGACACUGAAGAAGAUGAAGCGGAAAGUUCUCGAAAAGCGUCCGAAGCGGCCGAACACGUCACCUCAAUGAUAAUCACCAUUCCUCGUGAACUUGGCCUUGAUGCUCAAGAUUUUCGGUGUCCAAUGUGUCGAAAGUCUAUUGGAGCCGUGUUUUCCAAAUAUGGUGUCUGUGGUAUCGAUGGUCUAUAUUAUUGUGCUGAUUGUAUGCGCCCCGGUGGUGAGAUGCCCAUUCCAUCACGUGUACUUCGAAGCUGGGAUUGGAAGCCACGUCCGGUGUCUGAUCGAGGUCGUGCAUUUAUUGAAGCAAAUCAGGAUACCCCUGUUAUACGCAUCGAUCAGCACAAUCCUACACUCUACGAUCAUGUGCCCGUUUUGAGGACAAUGAAGAUGCUCCGAGAACAGCUUCAAAUUGCGUCGAUGUAUCUUUUCAACUGUCGUGAAUCCAUAGCUGACGACUUUCGCAGAAGAAUAUGGCCACGAGAACAUCUCUACAAUGACAUCCACGCUUAUUCCAUUAGCGAUCUGCUUCUCCUUCAUAAUGGACAGCUGGAGAAGCAAGUGCGUGGAUUCUUGAAGCAUGCCGUGGAUCAUGUCAUGCAUUGCUCGUUGUGUCGACAGAAAGGAUUCAUCUGUGAGAUAUGCGAGGCUAACGAAGUGAUCUAUCCGUUUGAAACCGAGAGAACGUAUAGGUGUCCUCGAUGCUGUUCUGUAUUCCAUUCCGAGUGCGCCAGUCAGAUGGAAGACUGUCCGAAAUGCGUUCGACGAGCGAAGUACGAGAUUCGUCAAGAAGCUAGCGAUCUUCCUCUCGGUUAGAGGCCAUUUCCUUUUUUGAAUUUUUUUAUGUCUUCUGUUGGCUUAUAGUUGUUUUUUUUCUCCGGCAAAAUCUUGUUUUUGCUCAUAAUAUGUAUGCUUGUUAAUAAUCUACUUACUAUCAAUCACUGGAAGUAACUUUUGUAUUUAGUGCUAACCCAAUACUCUUAUUGUUUGCUACAGUAGGAAUGUUGCUAAUAUUUCCUGAAAGUGCCAUACAUUUCUUUGGCUCCAAAGGGGCCUAAAUGCACUUUUGAAGAUUUCCUUUCUAUGAAAGCUUAGGUUUUGUUGUUUUCAUGGCGGGUCAGCUCGCCUCAUCCUGCGAUUCAUCGCGAUGUUUCCUCCUCUAACUUCUCAAAAUUUGUACAGUGUAAUUACUAGCAAAAAUGGUGUAUAGAAUGGUGAUCAUAAGAAUACGUGUGGAGUUUUCAUUGGAAUCUGUUGAUGAAAGGUUGAGCUUUGUAGAUUCUUCUCGUUUUCUUAAUAUGUGUGUAUAUAGAUUAGAUGAAAAAAUAAAGAGUUGUAUAGAG
Molecule: messenger RNA, 3030 nt
Organism: Cylicocyclus nassatus
Lineage: Eukaryota; Metazoa; Nematoda; Chromadorea; Rhabditida; Strongylidae
Source: the annotation of a GenBank genome assembly